ACAUUAUUAAACUAAUUGAAGUAUUAUAGUAAAAUAUCAUUCGUAAUAAUUAGUGAUGAACCUACUGGAAGAUUGGCAUUGGUUUUCGAAUUGAUGGAACAAAAUCUGUAUGAACAUAUUAAAGGUAAGAGAUAACAAUACAUAUAAUUAGGUAGAAAAAUACCAUUAAAAUAAGAGAAGAUUAGGAGUUAUACAUAUCAAUUGCUCAAAGCCAUUGAUUUUAUGCACUCGAAUAAUAUUUUUCACAGAGAUAUUAAACCGUAAGAUUUGAAUUGAUUGGUUUUAGUGAAAAUAUUUUGUUGCUUGGAGAUCAUCUUAAAUUGGCUGAUUUGGGUUCGUGUAAAGGAAUCUACUCCAAACAUCCAUAUACAGAAUAUAUCUCAACCAGAUGGUAUAGAUCACCAGAAUGCUUAAUGACAGAUGGUUAUUAUGACAGUAAAAUGGAUAUUUGGGGUGCUGGUUGUGUCUUAUUCGAGAUCACAGCCUUAUUUCCUUUGUUUCCUGGAAGUAACGAAUUGGAUUAAGUCCAUCGAAUACACAAUAUUUUGGGAACACCCAAUCCAAAGGUUCUUGAUAGAUUCAGAAAGCAUGCGACUCAUAUGGAAAUCAAUUUUCCUUAUAAAGUAGGAACUGGAUUAGAGAAUUUGAUUCCACAUGCUCCUAAAGAUCUUGUAGAUUUAAUUAAAUAGAUGUUAAUUUAUGAUCCGGAAGAACGUAUCAAUGCAAAACAAGCACUGAGACAUCCCUACUUUAAAGAAUUAAGAGAUCAAGAAUAGUAAAAAUUAUUAGAAACCAGUUUAUAAUCAAUUAAACUUUUAAAAAAAAAGUAAUCAUUUUCAAUAAAAUAAGCGAUGAUUCCUUGACAGAAGAAGAGUAAAAUACUUCCCAUAUUUUACAUAAAAAGACAUUAUUCAAUUAAACCAAUAAAAUCUUAUAAAAUUCAUUUAAGAAUAAGAACAUACACCUUUUGGAUUCUGUGAAAUUGCCAACAUUAACAAAAAAAUAAGCGGACUUAAAAAAAGCAUAUGGUCCAACAAACUUUUAGAGUAAUAAUCCCUCUUCAUAAUUAGCUACAAAGAAAAAAUCUAUCUAAUAUGAAUACAUAUUAUAUGGGAAAAAGGCAAACUUAGGUAAUUUUCUAAAUACUCUCAGGCAUAAAUGAUCAUCAC
Messenger RNA from Paramecium octaurelia, 1169 nucleotides. Lineage: Eukaryota; Ciliophora; Oligohymenophorea; Peniculida; Parameciidae. The record is from the annotation of a GenBank genome assembly.